Molecule: messenger RNA, 1116 nt
Organism: Talaromyces atroroseus
Lineage: Eukaryota; Fungi; Ascomycota; Eurotiomycetes; Eurotiales; Trichocomaceae
Exons: 7
Coding region: 1-1116 (371 amino acids)
Biological process (GO): proteasome-mediated ubiquitin-dependent protein catabolic process; nucleotide-excision repair
Cellular component (GO): cytosol; nucleoplasm
Molecular function (GO): ubiquitin binding; polyubiquitin modification-dependent protein binding; proteasome binding
Source: RefSeq, a predicted model, not a curated record
AUGAAGCUCACUUUCAGGGAUCUGAAGCAACAGAAAUUCACCAUCGAGGCCGAGCCGUCAGAGACUGUUGGCCAGGUGAAGGAAAAAAUUGCCCAGGAGAAAGGAUGGGAGGCUUCUCAGCAGAAAUUAAUCUACUCAGGCAAAAUCCUUCAAGAUGCGAACACCAUCGAGUCAUACAAUAUUGAAGAAAAGGGAUUCAUAGUUUGCAUGGUUUCGAAACCAAAGCCCGCUGCUGGAGGACCGUCCACGCCAGCCAAGGCAGCGCCAGCUGCAACUCCAAAAGCCCCUGCUCCCGCCCCUGCCCCAUCCGCUGCUCCAGUUCCUUCAACUCCUACUCCAGCCGCUCCAGGAGCUGCUGCCACAACUUCGACCGCUGAUGCAACGUUCAAUGACCCGUCAGCCCUGCUUAUGGGGUCUCAGGGAGAAGCAGUUGUUUCGCAGAUGGAGGCCAUGGGAUUUUCACGAGCCGAUAUCGAUCGUGCAAUGCGAGCUGCAUUCUUCAACCCAGACCGUGCCAUCGAAUAUUUACUGAAUGGUAUCCCAGAGAAUAUGCAACAGGAACAGGCGCAACCUCGCGCUGCUCCAUCGGCAGGCACUACUCCAGCCGCUGCGGAGGCUACAACAACCGAGGCCACUGGCGGUGACGAGCCAGUGAACCUGUUCGAAGCCGCCGCACAGGCUGGCCAAGGUGGUGCCGGAGGUCGCGGGGCACAGGCUGGUGUCGCUGGAGAUGCGGGGGCAUUGGGAAAUCUUGACUUUCUGCGAAACAAUCCUCACUUCCAGCAAUUGCGACAGCUUGUACAGCAGCAGCCGCAGAUGCUCGAACCCAUUCUACAGCAAGUCGGAGCAGGAAACCCACAAUUAGCUCAGUUGAUUGGGCAAAACCAGGAACAGUUUCUCCAGCUUCUGGCUGAAGACAUGGGUGAAGAGGGCGAGCUUCCUCCUGGCGCACAUGAGAUUCGUGUUACGGAGGAGGAGCGCGAUGCGAUUGAACGACUUUGCCUUCUUGGCUUCUCGCGAGAUUCAGUAAUCCAGGCAUAUUUUGCCUGCGACAAGAACGAGGAGUUAGCAGCAAAUUUCCUGUUUGAACAACCAGACGAGGGCGACGAGCAAUGA